This is a messenger RNA of Sinocyclocheilus rhinocerous, 2507 nucleotides long. RefSeq names its product ST8 alpha-N-acetyl-neuraminide alpha-2,8-sialyltransferase 1 (gene st8sia1). The transcript is spliced from 5 exons. Lineage: Eukaryota; Metazoa; Chordata; Actinopteri; Cypriniformes; Cyprinidae. Gene Ontology annotation, biological process: oligosaccharide metabolic process; N-glycan processing. The record is from RefSeq and is a predicted model, not a curated record. Gene Ontology annotation, molecular function: alpha-N-acetylneuraminate alpha-2,8-sialyltransferase activity. The coding region runs from base 569 to 1558 and encodes 329 amino acids.
UGAGGGCAGUUAUGCGUGCUAAAGCAUUCACAAACUGAGCUUUGUCUCUCACUUAUUUGGAAGAUUACAUCCGAGACGGCCAGGCUGAGAGGGAAGGCCUAAAAAUGAAUUUGCAUAGCGGGACACUAUGAGAAAUGGGCCGUGAUGUGGUGUUAAAGGUGAUAUGAAGCCGGCUAGCGCAGGGAUCAGAUUUGUUGGAGAGUUCUAGACGGUUUGCAUUAGGGGUGAUGGGGGCAGAAGAUAUCUGGAUCCCGUAUAAAAUCCCGUGAGAUUCCUCCUGCUGGGCCAGACGGGACCGAUGAAGGCGAUCGCAUCCCAGAAUAAAUCGACAGUGAUUGUGAGCUCAUUCAUCAGCAAAGCAGUGCAUGGAAUGAGGAGGAAUUUGAUGCAUGCAUGAAAAUCUGACACUGCUACACCGCUGUUGGCCUCUUUCACACCGCGUAAUGUUAAUAGCAGGAUAACGGUAUUUCAGCGGGUUUUUGCUCCUAAUGGCAGAGGCACCGAAAUAAACGGGUCAGCCGUGAGCACGUGUUUUUGAACUAGGCAUUUGUCUGAUCAGAUCGGCGGAAUGGUGUCUUUGAGAUGUCACCGGAGCAAGUAUAUAUGGGCCACUCUGGGUGUGUUGGCUUUGUUGUGGCUCUACAUCUUCCCCGUGUACAGGAUCCCCAGCGACAAGGAAAUGGUGGAUGAGGUUCUGCGGCAGGGACAAACGUGGAGCAGAAACCAAACCGGAGUAGAUCUGUACAGGAAACUGCUGACAGAAUGCUGUGACCCAAAGAGGAUGUUUGCUGUUACUAAGGAGAACUCGCCAAUAGGCAAAGUCUUGUGGUACGAUGGGGAGAUCUACCAUUAUCACACGGUCACCAAUGAAACCUACCCAAUCUUUGUUCAGGAUACACCAUUGCAGCUUCCUCUGAAGAAGUGUUCGGUUGUGGGCAAUGGAGGGGUCCUGAAACACAGUGGCUGUGGAAAAGAAAUUGACCAAGCUGACUUUAUCAUGAGAUGUAACCUUCCUCCUCUGUCCAAAGAGUACACCACUGAUGUUGGUACCAGAACACACCUGGUGAGCGCGAAUCCUAGCAUUAUUGAAAAGAACUUUCAGAACCUACUAUGGUCCCGCAAAUCCUUCAUAGAGAGUAUGAAGGCAUAUGGUUCCAGCUACAUCUACAUACCAGCGUUCUCCAUGAAACCCGGCACUGACCCCUCCCUGCGGGCAUACCACGCCCUUGCAGACUCCGCCUCCAACCAGACUGUCCUGUUUGCCAACCCGGACUUCCUUAAAAACGUUGGUCGAUUCUGGAAGAACCACGGCGUCCAUGGAAAACGGCUGUCCACAGGGUUGUUCCUGGUGAGCCUUGCCCUUGGCUUGUGUGAAGAGGUGACCGCUUAUGGUUUCUGGCCAUUUUCGGUGGGACUGGAUGAGCGGCCGGUCAGCCACCAUUAUUAUGACAACAUUCUCCCAUCCUCGAGAUUUCACGCCAUGCCUGAGGAAUUUUUGCAACUCUGGCACUUGCAUAAGAGAGGCACGCUGCGUAUGCGGGUCGGCGAUUGUGCAUAACAAAGGAGGACAGGAGCCUAAGAAGGAAAAAUAAGUGGAAGUGUUGCCAGGGCAACUCCGCAUAUCCCCACAGGAACAGGACAGCCAUCCUGUGAUUAGCAUGAGAAUACUGUGGGUUGUGAGGUGAUGCCCCACCCCCAAAGCUGGGCCUCUCUUUGGUGUCUAUAUGCUUGAACCUCAACUGCUACCAACACACCCCCACCCUCUUGUUGCCAAGGGACUGUUGUAAAGACUUGCAUGUGUACCCAUCCUCAUGUAUGCGCUCACUGGAAGCUUGUUGUGUCCGUUUGUAGAAGUCCCGGGGUGAUGAGGGACUCAGGUGUCAUGUGACCCAUUUAAACUGCAUCCUCCAGCAGUUGGACUUUUGAAUCUAAGGACUAUUUGUUCACUUAAUAUAAAGAGAGAAUGGGGAAGGGGCUGAUUCAAACAAUCUCUUAAGAACUUUAAAUAGGAACUCAGAAAUUGGGAGCAAUGCUUUGAUCGUUUGGCAUAUUUUUGUUUCGUUUUGUCUUGAACACUGUUUCUCUGGAGGAAAUGGAAUAAGGAAUAAUGUGAAACUCUUACUCGCAGUGUUCGCAUAUAUACAAAUCAGUGUACAAAUACAGGUUUUGCCUGGAAAAGGGAAGUUGGGAAUUGAAUGUACAGCCACAGUAUGAAAACCGGUUUCAAAAAUUUGAGACUGGUUUAAAGGGAAGGCUGCAGUUCACAUAUUAUUGCGAGUACAUUUCUAGUUUUAUUUAUUUUUGACAUUCAGUGAAGUAGGACAUUUACCGAGAGCCACCUGGUCAGUCUAGAUCAGUCAUGAGGUCUUGCAUGACCAUAGUGUUUUGUCAAGCUUGGAGAGGGAAAUCAUGGGCUGAGAGACCACAUCCAGUUGGAAGACUUCCACAAAACGGAUGGAGGCCUAAAUUCCGUAGAAGAGAGAGUGAAUUGUUUGUGUACCAAUAAA